AUGACAAUGGACGUAUCCUCCAUCAAGCUCUCCGACCUCCUUCACCACCCCGAUGAUCUGGACAAAAUCCCCGCCCUAAAACUCGAAUACACACGCAAGAAAUCGGCCGUCGAUUCACAACUACGAUCUGGUCUUAAAGAACAACUCGAAGUAACUCAAGCUGGAAUGCACGGUAUUACCGAUGGUCAACGAACCGUUCAACUUAUUAAGGAUGAGAUGAUGAAGAUUGAUAAAUUAUGCGCCGAGGCACAAAAUAUGAUUAAAGAUUUCCCGAAUAUUAACCUGGUGAGCCAGACGCAUAGGAAUUUUAUGGCGGUGGAAACGAUGCGGAAGAAUUUGGUGGAUUUUAAUGAGAGGUUGACACGGGUGGAGGGAUUACUCGAAGAGGAUGAUAGGGAUGAGGAUAAUAUGGGGAAUUUGUUGGCGAUUCAUUAUGAAUUGACGCAGUUGAGAAAUAUUAGGGAUGAUGCUAUGGAACAGAUAUUGAGGGCUGAUGAUCCGGGAUUACAGGGGACGUUGGAGGAUUAUUUUGCGAGGUUGGAUGAUACGAUUGAUUGGUUUGAUGAAAAUAUUGGGAAAGUGGCUCUAAAUUUGAUAGAGGUGGUUGUGCAGGGAAAUAGUAGUUUGGUGGUGAGAUUAGCGGUGGUUAUUGAGGCGGAGGAGAAGAGUGAUAAAAGGGUUAUGGCGUUGCAAGAGGCGUUGAAGGAUCAUAAGGAGAUGGCAGCGAGAUUUAAGAGUAUCACGGAUGGGGCCAAGAGUACGAGAGGAUAUAAGGAGAAGUUUUUGAUGGCCAUUAAACUUAAGGCGGAAGGGAAUCUUGAAGGAACGAAACAAGCAUUCUUGGAGGAUCCAACAAAGUUGGAGAAGGGGCUGAGAUGGUUCUUCAAUGAUUUGAAUGCGGUAAAGCAGGGGAUGGUACCAUUGAUGCCGAAGAAAUGGAAGAUUCUCAAGACUUAUGGGAAAAUUUAUCAUCAAUUGAUGCAUGAUUUUCUUAUUGGCAUGAUUAAUGAUCCGGAUACAAGUUCAGCAAAUAUGUUGGCGAUUUUGAACUGGCCGGAAAAGUACUACACAAAAAUGAACAAGUUAGGGUUUAAGAAGGAUGAAUUACAGCCGGAAGUUUUGGAUGGAAGAGAAACUGAAUUGGUGAGAGAUUUCAGACAACUCAUUAUCAAGUUCUUGGAUCAAUGGCUAGAUCGUAUUUUCAAAACGGAAAAGAAAGAUUUCGACGAGAGGAAUGUGGAUGGUUCGAACUUGGAUCAGGAUGAAUAUGGAUAUUUCCGAACGAAGAACUUGGUCGAUAUGUGGCGUAUGUUACGUGAACAAGUAGAUGCUGCAGGUAAUUCCCAGAGAAUGGAUGUCACCGAAGGAGUUGUCGAUAUUAUGAUCGUACGUCUGAAGACUCGUCAACAAACAUGGCAGGAAAUGCUCGAUAUUGAAGCUGCGAGAUAUUUCAACGCAACGACCGAACUUGAGGGGUUUCAAGCUUUGCAGGAUUGGCUUGUUGCUACUGCUAAUGAUCAAAUUGCUUGUAUCGAUGAUAAUGAAGAUGAGGGACGAUUUGGAUACCUCACAAGCUUUAGACAAAAAUUCGAACCUCUUGUCUCAAGUACAUAUCUCGAGCGAGUGGAUAUUGAGAUCACCAGUUUGAAUGAUGGAUAUGUCGAUUUAAGUACUCAUUGCAUAUCCAAAUUCGCAACUUUAAUCUUUGCCGUCGAUUUCAAAACCGUCAUGCCGGAUUUCUUCACAUCAAAAUGGUAUACGAAUACAGCGAUGAAACAAAUGAUUGUUACCUUUGAGGAAUAUAUUAAUGAUUAUAAAAACGUCCUUCAUCAUUCCCUCCUCGAUAUCUUCAUCGAAGAACUCGCCAUUGAACUUCUCAUCCAAUAUCUCGGCUGCGUCCGCAACAAAGGCGCAAAAUUCAAGAGAAACGAUCCAUUCAAAGAUAAAAUCUUCAACGACGUAUCAACGGCUUUCGAAUUUUUCAAUGGUAACCCAUAUCUAACGGAAGAAGUUAAAGGUAUCGUAGUAGGUAAAUGGGCGGUAACGCAAAGUUUCCUGGAGAUUCUGGAAUGUGAAAAAUCGGCAGUGCCGGAUGUAGUAGAGGGAUUUAAGAGGGAAUAUUGGGAUGCGGGAUUGGGAUGGGUAGAGGCGGUUUUGAGGGCUAGAGAUGAUUUUGAUAGGGGGAUGUUGAAGGGGGUUAAGGAGAGGUGGGGGCUUGUGGUGGGGGAUAUGGAGAGGGGUGGGGAAACUAUUAUGGCGAGGGUUAAGUAG
This is a messenger RNA of Sclerotinia sclerotiorum 1980 UF-70, 2271 nucleotides long. RefSeq lists its product as hypothetical. Lineage: Eukaryota; Fungi; Ascomycota; Leotiomycetes; Helotiales; Sclerotiniaceae. Gene Ontology annotation, molecular function: SNARE binding. The record is from RefSeq and is a predicted model, not a curated record. Gene Ontology annotation, biological process: exocyst localization; exocytosis. Gene Ontology annotation, cellular component: exocyst. The coding region runs from base 1 to 2271 and encodes 756 amino acids. The transcript has a single exon.